UGACUGCGGGGCGUGUGUGUAAUCGAUUUCUCUUGCCAAAAUUAAUGCGUCAAUUUCGGGUCCAAAUCGUGAAAUUUCCGUUCAAAUUUAUCAUGUCAGUGUAGAGAACUCGAGCGUUUGAUAUUAUUUGUCGUGUCUGUUUGUGGAAAGUUGAAAUCUACACGCGUAAAAUGUUCUCCAUCAAAACACCCCGAAUCCAGCAGAAAGAUCUGCAGUGCCUCAAUGGGUGCGGAUUUUACGGCAAUGCUCAGUGGCACGGUCUGUGCUCCAAGUGUUAUCGCGAGCGCACGACAAAGGAACGGCACAUAAGGCAGUAUCGUCCCGUGAGAAGCGAUGGCCAGCAUGGGUCAGGGAAGCAUCAUCAUCACCCGCAGCACCAGGCGGAACAACAUGCGAGGGUGUUGCAGGGGCCGUCCUCGAAGGCUGGUGCCCCGAAGGAGGAGGACAAGAAGAAGAAACGGAAUUUGAUGGAUUUGUUGAAGAAGAGUGGACCGACGAAGGAAACGGUGGAGAAGCACUCCCGAUCGCAUGGAAGUCAUGGCCAUCACAGUCGGCAGCCGAUGGACAAGCUGGAGCAGGAGUACCAGGAAGCGUUGAAGGCGCUGAAGAUUGAGGACGCUGCGAAGCGCGAGUUGAAAUACUUUAUCGAGAUGUUGGACCAAAAGAUUCGCAAGAAACAUGCCGAUUGCAGCAUUGAGGAGGUUUCGGAUAUCGUGCAGAACGGGUACACAAAAUUUCAAGAGUACAUGAACGUUGAUAGCUCCAAGUUUGCCAACGUGCCGCAGGAGACCAAGGAGCAGGUGCUGGACUUUUUCGAGAAGUGCAUCAUGACCAUGAACCACGGCCGGCUGUUUUCUCCCCCGACCACGGACGAUGAGGACAAGGACUCGCAAGUUCAGAAGCGAAUUCGCCAGCUCAACUGGAUCAACGCAAAGCAUCUGGUGUGCAGCAUUGACGAGGUCAACUCCGAAGUGCGCGAUCUGGUCUACACCGCAAUCACCGAACUGGUCUCGAUGGAUUCGUUCCACUCGCCCCAGGAAAAGCUCGAAUGCGUCGUCCGCUGCUGUCGGAACAUUUUCAGCCUGUUGAAGCAGUCGGUCGGCGGUCCCGCAAGCGCGGAUGAAUUCCUGCCGGCGUUUAUCUUCGUCGUGCUCAAGGCGAAUCCCGUUCGUCUGCACAGCAACAUCAACUUCAUCACACGCUUCAGCAACGCACGCCGACUCAUGUCCGGCGAGGGUGGGUACUACUUUACGAACCUGUGCUGUGCCAUCUCGUUCAUCGAGAACCUCACGUCGGAGUCGCUGUCCAUGUCGGCGGACGAGUUCAACGCGUUGAUGACGGGUGAGAAGAGCGGUCCGUCGGCGUGGGAGAGUGCGCUGAUGGCGUGCGAAAGUUUGCACCUGAUCUCGGAGAACAUGAAGACGAUGAAGGGGCUGGGAGCGCGGAAUGACGAGAUAUUGAAGAACAUCGAGCUGCUAAAUGAGGACAUUGAGAGUUUUAAUAACGAAAUCAGCCGCAAGGUGGCCGAAGUCCUGGAGCGCACCCCCCUCGUGCUCCAACCCAUCCGCACACCGCGCCGCCUGGAGAAGCGCAACGCACAACUCUUCAGCUCCGCCGGCAGCAACAGCCAGACGUCCGACGGCGGCCACUUCCAGUCAAAUCUGGUGUCGGCCAUCAAGGUGGGCGAAGUCGGCGUCCCGGACUCGAAGCCAAAGUCCGCCGUCGAACCGACGGCCGUGCCCGCAACCCAACCGAACUUUGACGACCUGGUUAAGAACCUAUCGGACACGCUGGCACCGCCGGCACUCCCGCUCGUAGACGACCGGUCGUCCGGGCUGUCGCCGUACUCCGGCAUGAGCGCCAGCAAUUCGGCCGACCUGCUCUCGGCGUCCCCCAUCUUCGACUACAACAAGGUCUUUGACACGCAGUCGCUGGACGAAAUCGCCACUCCAGACGACAUGGCGCACACCUUCAUCCGCGGCAUCCGGAACAUCAACUACGACUUUGACUUUUCGGACCACAGCGGCGAAAACAGCACGGCGGACGAUCACCCCAAACCAACGUCCAAAUUCGAUUUGGAAGAGUUCGAUCCGCUUGUUCCGAAGAUGACGCCAAAACUUUCGCUGGAACCGAACGCCACCGGAGUAGGUGGAAACCUACUGGACGAGGACUCGCCACGAGCGCUGCUUCUCGAGUCACCGCUCAAACCGACCGUGGCCGAGUAUCAGGGCUUUUCGCUGCAGGGUUGUCAUAUUCCGACCAUUACGUGUGCCGCCGGUGACAUGGGUGCUGGAACGUCGUCGGCGUCGAGUUCGACCGCUGUGACGAGAGGUCAGAAACUGGUCCCGGAUGUGCACAGCGAUGGAAGUUUGAUUUGAAGGGGGGUCGCAAGCGCGGAUUCAGGUGCGUAAUUGUACAGUUUGUACCUAAUUGUGUGUGUUUUGUUGUGUGUGUAUUUGUUGGAUUCUAUUUAGGAACAGUGUAAAAUAUUCUAUUAUUGCAAUUAUAUUACAACGAUCAGUGUUAUUGAGCAUCAA
This is a messenger RNA of Culex pipiens pallens (northern house mosquito), 2537 nucleotides long. RefSeq names its product rab5 GDP/GTP exchange factor (gene Rabex-5). The record is from RefSeq and is a predicted model, not a curated record. Lineage: Eukaryota; Metazoa; Arthropoda; Insecta; Diptera; Culicidae. Gene Ontology annotation, cellular component: cytosol; endocytic vesicle. The transcript is spliced from 3 exons. Gene Ontology annotation, biological process: vesicle-mediated transport. Bases 171 to 2378 code for a protein of 735 amino acids. Gene Ontology annotation, molecular function: zinc ion binding; small GTPase binding; guanyl-nucleotide exchange factor activity.